AUGCCGAGAACACCAACUCUUCUGGGAGGAGGAGGAGGAGGAGGCGCCGGCCUUGGAGGUGUUUUAGGAGGAGGAGGAUCAUCUCGAAGUGGUGGUGGAUUGUUUCGUCUGAAACUCUCCUCUCCGCUGUGCAUCGCGGCGGUGAUGAGCGUCACGUUUUUCGUCUACGUUUUCUCCAACUCCUCCUCUUCUGCUAUCCAUCAACAUCAUAAUCAUAAUCAUCAUCGUUUGCAACAACAACAACAACAAAACAGUCGACGGUUCGGAGGAGGAGCGUCCGAACAUCAUCAUCGUCGUCAUCAUCGCGACGAGGUCGACAAUUUCGAAGACGACGAUGAACUUCACGACGACGCGCAUUCUUCUCGCAACAGCUACCAUCGCAAUCAUCAUCAGGAAGAGGAGGAAGAAGGAGGAGGAAAAAGCAACACAAUUUUAGGAAGAGAGAGGACGAAAAAGAAAGGAUCCGGGGCCGGGUCGUCGUUGCCAAAAUCAUCGGUUUCCUACCCGAAGGCGAAGAAGGAUAGCGCGAGUCUGAUCGCGCAGAGUUGCAACGGAGGGAAUUCUAAUGAUGAUAAUAAUAACAACAACAAUAGCGAAGGCGAGGACCAACCGAAAGUGUUUCUCGUCACCGGUACGGCUGGCUUUGUCGGCUACCACGUCGCGACGAAACUGAAAGAGAGAGGUGAUUACGUCGUCGGCUUGGACGUGGUGAACGAUUAUUAUCCGCAAGGUUUGAAACGCGCGAGGUUAAAGGAGCUCAACAGAGCGGGCGUGCACACGGUUGAAGCAGAUUUGAACGAUCAAGAGACGCUCGCGGAGAUGUUUUCUUUGUGCACGUUUACGCACGUGUUGCAUCUGGCGGCGCAAGCGGGCGUUCGAUACGCGGCGAAGAAUCCGCACGCGUACGUCCACUCCAACGUUGCUGGUUUCGUGUCUCUCAUGGAAGUUGCCGUGAGACAGCGACCGUUUAUUCCCAGAGUCAUUUUCGCCUCUUCGAGUUCUGUGUACGGGUUGAAUACGAAAGUACCAUUUAGCGAAACGGAUAUGACUGAUUCCCCUGCGAGUUUAUACGCCGCGACGAAGAAAUCAGACGAGUUGCUCGCACACACGUACAACGCCAUACACGGCGUCGCGGUGACAGCGUUGAGAUUUUUUACCGUGUACGGUCCUUUAGGGAGACCGGAUAUGGCGUACUUCUCGUUUGCGAACAACAUCGUGAAAGGGAAACCAAUCAAAAUCUUCACUGGCCCGGGCGGCUCAGAGUUAGCGAGAGAUUUUACGUACAUCGACGACGUCGCUAGAGGUGUCAUCGCGAGUUGCGAUACGAGCGAGCCGAGCAACACGCCGAGCGAGAAAACAGCCGGAAAGAAGAAACCAAAGUUUAGAGUGUACAACUUGGGGAACACGCACCCGGUGACGGUGUCGGACUUCGUGAGCACGUUGGAAAAGCAUCUCGGGAAAGAAGCUAUUCGAGAAUACGUUCCGAUGCCAAAGACGGGCGACGUUCCGUUUACGCACGCGGACGUUUCGGCGGCGAGACGCGAUUUAGGAUACGAGCCACGCGUCAGUUUGGACGAAGGUUUGAAGAAGUUUGUAGAUUGGUACACGUCCUAUUACGUGGACGGUAAACACUCCGAGGAUCAAAACUACGUCCCGAAUUAA
Molecule: messenger RNA, 1662 nt
Organism: Bathycoccus prasinos
Lineage: Eukaryota; Viridiplantae; Chlorophyta; Mamiellophyceae; Mamiellales; Bathycoccaceae
Exons: 1
Coding region: 1-1662 (553 amino acids)
Source: RefSeq, a predicted model, not a curated record